ACCAAUACGGCAUAUAUUGUAGAAGAAACCAAAAUCGAAUUAGUCAAGAAUUGUCCCACCAUGUCUUACCAAGGGCUAGGUAACAAGAUUUCCACCUCUUCUCCAGAAUGCAGGGCCUUGAUCAAUCGUGGCAUGCUCAGUUCUUAUGGGUUCAAGCGUGAAGAAGCUAUCAUUUGCUUUAAGAAGGCACUAGAGAUAGACAGCAACUGCCCCAUUGCUCAUUGCUUCAUUGCUUACAAUAAUGCAGCAGACUACAACAAUCCUUAUGGCUUUGAUUAUGGAGAAGGUUACAAGGAGUCACAGAAAGCAUUGGAAAUUGCCUCCAAAAUGGCCUCAAUUCCUGCCUGGGAGUUGGCAGUGAUAGAAGCACAGACACACAGGUUCUGCUGGCCUGUGGGCUCAAAACCAAUGGAUCAACUUCACAAAGAUUAUGCCAAAGUGAUGCGUGAAGUAUACAAUAAGUAUGGUGAAAAUGACACUGAUAUUACGACUCUCUUUGCAGAAUCUCUGAUGAUGCUUGCCCCAUGGGCCCUCUGGACCAAACCCCCAAACAUCAAACCUGCAGCUGAAGAAACAGAAGAAAUAGUUGCAACUUUAGAGAAAGGUCUUGAGAUUGAUCCCGUCCACCCAGGGCUUGCUCAUUUCUAUAUCCACGCAAUGGAGCUUUCUCCGACACCCGAAAAGGCACUUCCAACCUCUGACCUCCUCCGAGAUAAAUACCCUGAUCAGGGUCACCUAUUACACAUGCCCUCUCACAUUGAUAUGUGGGUAGGACAGUACAAAGAAGCCAUUGAGACCAACAAAGCAGCUAUAGUCUCUGAUGAGGCAUACAAAGCAAACCGAGAGGCUGAAAUUGAAAUGUAUGACAUGUAUCGAAUACAUAAUUACCACUUUGCUGUUUGGGCCGCUAUGUUUGAUGGGCAAUACACUGCAGCUAUGGAGCAUUCUAAAGGAGCUGAAAGGCAGCUUGGAUUUGACGUGGUCACCGCUACAGUUGAUGGAGCAUCUUUUGGCCCAAUUUGGAUGGAAGCAUUUUUAUCUCUCCCUUGGCACGUCCUUGUUCGUUUUGGGAAAUGGCAAGAGAUUAUUGAUAGACCUAUGUAUAAGGACAAAGAUAUCUAUGCUGGAACAACAGCUGUUGCUUGUUAUGCUCGUGCAAUAGCUUUUGCUGUUUUGGGCAAAGCAAAUGAAGCUGAUGUGGAACGAGCAAAUUUCUACACAGCUUUGAAGAACAAAGCACUUGAGGGUCGUCGUCUUUUUAAUAAUCCGAUGCACGAUCCAGUUGCAAAGAAUGGUGUACUUGAUGUUGCCGAGGCUGUGUUGAAUGGGGAAGUUGAGUACCACAAGGGAAACUUUGAUGAGGCGUUCAAGUGGCUAAACACAGCAGUAGAGCGUGAUGCUAAUCUUGCUUAUGAUGAGCCAUGGGGAUGGAUGACGCCAGCAAGACAUGUAUUGGGUGCUUUGCUGCUUGAGCACAAAGAGGCAGCUAAGGCUGAAGAAGUGUACCGUGAGGAUUUGAAGCAAUACAAGAAUAACAUGUGGUCACUCUUGGGUUUGUAUCAAGCUCUCAAGGAGCAAAAGAAAAACGAGAAAGAAGCAGAAGAAGUACUUCAUCUAUUCAAGGAAGCAAGUGCUCGCUGUGAUAAAACAAUCAAUGUCGGAGCUUCGUGUUUGUGUGCUACCAAACUAUGCAGCAAGUAAUAUUUCUUUACUAUGUGGGACACCACCAUACUAUGGUAAUUAAUUUAGUAAUAUUAUUAUUAAGAUUAUUAAUUUUAAUUUGAUUUAAUAAUUGAUUUACAAGGUAGACAGAGAAAAUUAACAGAAGAGAGGAGACACAAAUAUUAAAAA
Molecule: messenger RNA, 1851 nt
Organism: Amphimedon queenslandica
Lineage: Eukaryota; Metazoa; Porifera; Demospongiae; Haplosclerida; Niphatidae
Exons: 1
Coding region: 61-1701 (546 amino acids)
Molecular function (GO): protein binding
Source: RefSeq, a predicted model, not a curated record